CGUGUUCAAUAUGCACGGAAUCUGAAGCCAAACCUGGUAGCUUUAUCAUCACCUCCCACCCAUCAUCAUCUACCACAUACAAAUAUUGAUUCACACACGCAGAAACUCUAUCAAAGGAACAUACCCAAAUCAACAAACCAACCCUAAUCGUCUUUUCCGAUCUGAUCCUUUGCCAGUAAAAGUUCUAAAUGAGUCGUGCGCAGGAUGCAAACCGAUCGUUCUUCCCUUUUGGAAAUCCUUUUAGGAUGAUAUCACCUAGAGGCACUAAAAUGACUUCAGAGCUGUUGUCAAUAUUACAAGCUUUUGAAGUAACUUUGGAAGAGAGGCUUAAAAAGCUUAUUCCCGAGAGCAAGGAUGAGAUCCUUAGCUUGUCUUGGAUGAAUUUGGCGAUGCAGGCACUUUCUGAGAGUUAUAAUGACAUUAAAAAUCUUAUAGCAGAGCUUGAUCUGCCUGUUAAUGAUUGGGAUGAGAAAUGGAUAGAUGUGUACUUUGACAUUAGCGUGAAGUUGCUGGAUCUAUGCAUUGCAUUCAGCUCUGAAUUAUCACGUAUGAGUCAGGGUCAUCUUUUACUUCAGUGUGCUUUGCACAAUUUAGGUUCCUCCUCUUCAGAGCAGUAUCAUCGGGCAUGUUCUUCACUUGAUGGUUGGAAGCAGCAUAUUGGUUCAGGAAACCCUAGGAUUGAGAAAUGUGGAAGCAUUUUGGAUGGUCUUCUGGGGUCACUUGAUCUUCCUAAGGUUAAAAAGUCUGCAAAAGGGAAGGUCUUAAUGCAAGCUAUGUAUGGAGUCAAGGUGCUGACAGUAUUUGUUUGCAGUGUGUUUGCUGCAGCUUUUUCAGGCUCUACAAAGAAUGUCAUGCAUCUGGACGUGGCUGACUUAUAUUCUUGGUCCGGAACCUUUAAAAGAUUGCAAAAUCUUGUAAAUGAGGAAAUUAGAGUUAGAUUUUCAAGUGGAAGGUUUACUAUUUUGAAUGAGUUGGAAUCUGUUGAUUCCGCUGUAAAGGAAUUAUAUCCUAUUAUCCAGCGUGUUGUAGAUCCCGUCGAGAUGGAAUCACUUUCGAAUGUUGUCGAGGAAUUAGGCAAAUCAACGGAGAAGCUUUCACAGGGUCUAGAUCUUCUUACAAAGGAAGUCGAUAGCUUUUUCCAGGUGGUCUUGAAUGGUCGUGAUGCCCUGCUAUCUAGUCUGAGGUCAGGUGCUAUUGUCAUUCACAACAACAUGGGGGGUAACAGAAAUGCACAGAUUGUCAAUUGAAUUUGUCGCAACCUAAGACUGGUACAGACAUAUGGAUCUAGGUAUUUGGUUUUCUAUUUUAUGAUUGAUGGUUCUCAAUCAUGUAUGGCUUAUUAUUGUAUGGAGGUUAGAAUGAUUAGUAGUUUACAUGGCUGUAUCAUGGUUCGGAAAUGUAUAUUUGUGAUAGCCUGUGUAAUGUUACAUAGUAAAAUAUAUACAACGAAGUUACUUGUGCUCAUAGAAGUUUGUAA
Messenger RNA from Vigna unguiculata (cowpea), 1477 nucleotides. RefSeq names its product protein BPS1, chloroplastic-like. The record is from RefSeq and is a predicted model, not a curated record. Lineage: Eukaryota; Viridiplantae; Streptophyta; Magnoliopsida; Fabales; Fabaceae.